AUGGCGUGGUACUGUUCCGGAUCAACAAACUCAGAACUGAUUGAGAACCUAUGCAGAGAAGGACUGAUAAAGAACGAGAGAGUUAAACAAGCAAUGAUGGCAGUCGACCGCGGUCAUUAUGCACCUGCUAGACCGUACUCAGACUCGCCGCAGCCGAUCGGCCAUGGAGCGACAAUUUCCGCUCCCCAUAUGCAUGGACAUGCGUGCGAGUAUCUUAUCAACUACCUUCGACCUGGCGCCCAUGUCCUAGACAUUGGCUCUGGCUCUGGUUAUCUAACCCAUGUAUUUGCCAACCUUGUCGUGGAUACGUCAUCGAGCGAUGGCCCAAAAGGACAAGUCAUCGGCGUCGACCACAUACAAGAACUCGUAAACCUGGCACACGACAAUAUGAUGAAGUCAGAGGAUGGAAGAAAACUGCUAGAAAAUGGAGGCGUGAAGUUUGUCAAGGCCGAUGGCCGCCGUGGAUGGCUAGAUGGCGCGCCAUAUGAUGCGAUCCACGUUGGCGCAGCAGCACAAGAGCUACACCCUCUGCUAAUCGAGCAGCUGCGAGCGCCCGGACGUAUGUUCAUACCCGUCAAUGCCGAGGACGACCAAGGGACCCUGUUCAGUACCGCAUUCGGCGGUGGGCAGUAUAUAUGGGUAGUGGACAAGAAGAAAGAUGGCACUAUACACAAAGAGAAAGUGUUUCAAGUUAGCUACGUCCCUCUCACUGACCCACCAAAGCAUUGAAGACCUGAGUUCUGCGAUAUGCUAUGGAAUUUUCUGGUAGCAGCAAUGCCUGCAGCUAUGCCACUGAAGCCCCUCGCAGAGCUGGAAGCGAUACGGCGCAAAAGGUGACAAUUAAUAAAAUGAGCACUCCCAGAACCACCGCC
Molecule: messenger RNA, 872 nt
Organism: Aspergillus nidulans FGSC A4
Lineage: Eukaryota; Fungi; Ascomycota; Eurotiomycetes; Eurotiales; Aspergillaceae
Product: protein-L-isoaspartate O-methyltransferase
Exons: 2
Coding region: 1-729 (242 amino acids)
Cellular component (GO): cytoplasm
Molecular function (GO): protein-L-isoaspartate (D-aspartate) O-methyltransferase activity
Source: RefSeq, a predicted model, not a curated record